Messenger RNA from Auxenochlorella protothecoides, 1596 nucleotides. Its product is annotated as Nucleolar protein 10. The transcript is spliced from 11 exons. Lineage: Eukaryota; Viridiplantae; Chlorophyta; Trebouxiophyceae; Chlorellales; Chlorellaceae. Bases 1 to 1596 code for a protein of 531 amino acids. Gene Ontology annotation, biological process: maturation of SSU-rRNA from tricistronic rRNA transcript (SSU-rRNA, 5.8S rRNA, LSU-rRNA). Gene Ontology annotation, molecular function: protein binding. The record is from RefSeq and is a predicted model, not a curated record. Gene Ontology annotation, cellular component: 90S preribosome; nucleus; nucleolus.
AUGUCGCUCAGAUUCGCUGCCCCAGACGGCGUCAAGGUCUACACGGUAGCCGGUGGGAAAAACCUACCCACAUGGGUGUCGGACAAGAAGAAGCGAUCCCUCCGCAAAGAUGAAGACUACAACCGGAGGGUGGAGCUGGUGCAAGACUUUGAGUUCCCGGCCGCCUGCCAGCGCAUCAAGGUCUCCGCGGACCAGCAGUACAUCUUUGCCAGCGGCUACCACCCGCCAAGGGUACGAGUGUACGAUGUCAACCAGCUGUCCCUAAAGUUUGAGCGCCACCUGAAUGCGGAGAUCGUGGACUUCCAGAUCCUGUCCGAGGACUACAGCAAGGCGGUGUUUCUGUGCGACGACCGCCGCCUGGACUUCCACGCCAAGUUCGGCAGCUAUCACAAGACGCGCGUGCCGCGCGCCGGCCGCUGCCUCACCUAUUCCCACCCCACCGCGGAGCUCUUCGUGGCGGGGUCGGCGCCCGAGAUCUGGCGCCUCAGCCUGGAGGAGGGGCGCUUCAUGGCGCCCAUGCCCGCCGCCAGCCCCGGGGUCAAUGCGCUGGGCCUGUCCCCCGCGCAUGGCCUGCUGGCCGCCGCGGGGGAGGAGGGCCUGCUGGAGUGCUACGACCCACGGGGCCUGACAGCGCUGCGCUUCGACGACUCGGGCAUGCACGUCGCCGUGGGCACCAGCGGCGGCCUGGUCGCCGUGUUUGACCUCAGGUCACAGCGGCCCAUGGUAGUCAAGGACCACCAGUAUGAGUCGCCCAUCCUGGACAUCAAGUGGCCGACCACCGCCGCCGGGCGGUCGCGCGCGCUCGUGGCCUCCGCCGACCGGCACAUCAUCAAGUUCUGGGACGCGGCCAGCGGCGAGGGGUUCACCAACAUCGAGCCCAAGGACGGGGACAUCAACGACAUCUGCCUCUGGCCCGGCUCGGGGCUGGCUUACUUCAUCCCGGCGCUCGGGCCUGCACCCAAGUGGAGCUCCUUCCUGGAGUCCAUGACGGAGGAGCUGGAGGAAAGGACGGCGCCGGCGGUGUACGACGACUACCGCUUCAUCACUCGUGCCGAGCUGGACUCGCUGGGGCUGGCCAACCUCGUGGGCACCAACAUGCUCAAGCCCUACAUGCACGGAUUCUUCCUUGACAACAGGUUGUACAACAAGGCCAAGAAUGCGGUGGAUCCCUUCGCCUACGAAGCCUAUCGGGCGAAGCGGGUCGCCCAGAAGCUGGAGGAGGAGCGAAAAAGCCGGAUCUCCAUCAUUAAGAAGCUGCCCAAGGUCAACGCCACCACCGCUGCUCGUCUGCUGGGCGAGGAGGGCGAGGAUGGGCCCAAGAAGCGCAAGGCCGCCCUGCCCAACCUCCUGGAGGACACCCGCUUCAAGGCCAUGUUUGAGGACACCGAGUUCACCAUCGACGAGGCCUCGCGAGACUACAAGCUGCUGCACCCCAACGCCGAUCCGGCCAAGGAGAGGCGGCUGGUCAGGGAGCACUUUGAGGCGGUGGAGGGUGACGGCGAUGCCCAGUCGGCAUCGGACACAGAGGGCCAGGACGACGACCAGACUCGCGCCCGGAAGCCGGCCGCCCGGCACAGGGUGAGUGGUGUAUUCUGA